AUGGCUGAGUCCGAGAGAGCCGAGCCUCUCGGGGCGCAAAUGGAUGAGCCCAAGAGCGCCGAGCUACCACAGGUGGAGACGUGGGACCCACUGCCUUCGGUGGAGCGAUGGAAGAAGUUCCACGUCCAACCCACAGAGGAACAGCUGGAAUACUUCGAUUUCGACCCUCGGGUGACCCUUUCAGAUGAUUUAAAAAUAGGCUAUUUCAAAACCGAUCGUGCUACUCAAACAGAUGUCACUGAAGUUUUGGAAAUAAGAAAGCUAAGUGACACAACACAAAAACUAGUCAAGGUUACUACUCUCCUUCAACGAGAUUUUAAAUAUCUCAAAAUAUACCUGGAGAUGCAGUUUGAGGACCGCCUGAAAGAAGUAUCCAAUAAACUCCAUAAAGAAAUACAAAUGAUUAUUGAGGAAAUAGUAGCUCUUCAUGAAAAGAAUGAGGACACAAUGAGAAAAAGCUUCUAUAAGCAGCUGUGUGAUGCCAUUGCUUCUAUCCGAGGGGCAUAUUCGCAUUUCUUUGAAGUAGAGGAAGAAGCUGCAAAAAUGCCCUCAGUGAACACAAAUAUAUUCAAAAGAAAGCUUAUGGAGAAAAAUGAUAUAAUAAGAGAUUUACAGGAACAAUUAGCAUCCUAUAAAGAAAAUAAGUUUUUCAAAUUGGAAUCCUUAAAGGAAGAAUACAAUGAGAAAAUAGCACAGCUGGGAAAGGAGAUUAGCGACCUCAGAAGGGAAAAUGACAAACUGAAUAAGGCCACUGCAGGACUUGAAGAGGACCUUCAACUCUGUGAAAAGGCAAAUACACUCUUAGAAGGUGAACUUUCGGCUAUGAAACAAAGAGUGGAGAAUGAUCAGAAAACGAUUCAAAAGUUAACCUUACUGAAGGACAAACUAUGUGAUGAGCUUGAUCAAGAGAAAAGAGCAAUUCAAGACAUGUAUGGCCAACAAAAGGAAGCCAUCGAAGAAACAAGAAGGCUCUUGGAAGCUGAAGGCAUUGGUGCCAAGUCCUUUAGAGGAACUCCAAAGUCACACCAUGAAGAAAGGCCGAGUCUGCGCAGGACCCCCUCGGUAAGUCAGGAAGGGAGAAAUUGGGAUCAAAGACUGUCAAGAAGUGGGCGAAAAGAAAGUUUUAUGAAAGAAGGGACACCAGCAGCAGCAGCAGGAGCAGCGGCAGCGGCAGCAGCGGGGGCAGCGGCGGCAGCAGCAGCAGCGGCGGUGGCAACGGAGGCAGUAGCCGCCAAAGCGGAGCACGAAAGAGAGGAGAACCAUGAUCUAAUAUGGAGAGAAGGAGUAGACAGUAAACAGUCAAUGGAGUUUCAAAUCAGAAAGCUGAAGAAGAUUUUGGAGAUGCAGAGGAGACAGUUAAGAAGCCUUGAAACUGAAGCUGGUCAGGACAGCAAAAUAUGGGAAAAGAAAUACUUAAUUCUAAAGAACACUUUACACGCCCUUAAGGAUGAGAUGUUUACCAGACAGUCGUUUGUUCGCCAGUUUGUAACACUUUCCGAUGCCUACUUCAAUUACCACAAAGCAAAGCCCUUAUACAUACAGCCAAAACGUGUCCCAUCAGUGAAAGAAAGGCCAUAUCAACCUACAGUUUUGCCCCGUCUAGACAGCAGUAGUCAUUCUCAAAUCAGUGACGACUUUUUAAUCUUUUCAAUGCCCACUACAUCAAGAGGAAUGACAGCCAGGCUCUGUGUGUUUCUCUCUCCCAUUGCCCUGGCUGUAGUGACCACAUUGACACCUACCGGUGCCCAAAGGCUGCGAUUCUUUGUCGCCUUCUCCACGCUCCUGGAUUUCACUGGGAUUACUCAGACCCCCAACGCUCCCCUCACAAUCCAUGAAACAGGUAAAAUUCCCUCCCUGCCAGGACAGAACAGGAGACAGCAGGACCCAGUAUGGGAAAGGUCAGUGUCGUUGUGUUUGGUCCACCGAGGGGGUGUUUUCACACUGAAAACUAAGCCAGCUGUCCCUGUCAUACUCUCGCCAUUGGGGAGCGCGCACUGUGCAUGGUUAUUAGCCACAUUCUACACCUGCAAAAUAUACCGAUUUCCAAGACUUUUCAAGCUCCCCCCACUCUUCUUAUUCCACACACCGCCCCCCCCUCCCGCCUUCUAA
Molecule: messenger RNA, 2109 nt
Organism: Vombatus ursinus (common wombat)
Lineage: Eukaryota; Metazoa; Chordata; Mammalia; Diprotodontia; Vombatidae
Gene: CUNH10orf67
Product: chromosome unknown C10orf67 homolog
Exons: 20
Coding region: 1-2109 (702 amino acids)
Source: RefSeq, a predicted model, not a curated record